AUGCCGAAUAGUAGUAGUGGAGAAUCACCACAUCUUUCUUCUCAGCUACAACCACUGUUUUACUUUGAUACUAGAGGGAUUAUUAAUGUCAGAGGCGGAACAGCAGGUCUGCCCAAUCAAUUCUAUCAGAAUCAAUUAUUUCCAUCGGCACGGAUAUCCUCGCGGGAUACAGCCUCAUCAUCCUCUUCCUCUUCUUCUUCCUCUUCAUCAUCGGGAGAGAUUCCAAACCACCAAUUGCAACAUCAACCACCACAGCAAACAUCAUCACUGCCUUCCGAAUCUACUGAUCCCGAGAUUUCUGGUUUUCAUCCUAUAUCAUGUGUGCAGUGCAGGCGUCUUCACAAACGGUGUGACAAAAAGUACCCUGCUUGCUCCAAAUGUAUUUCGCGAGGAAUCGUGUGUGAAUAUAAAACUCCAAAAAAGAAGGGAAGAGUUGCAAAGGAUGUACAAAGUAGUGAUAUCCAUGAUGUUUCACCAAGUGGUCACCACAACAACAUGACAGAACAUCAUGGCACUUUACGCCAGCAACCUUUCGUUUUUGACACUAGGUCUACAAGCAGUCAUUUAGCUUCACACAAAUCCGGGCUUACAAAUAGCAUGUCACACACAGAGAAUAACACACCAUAUUACACGAGUAGCUCCUUAAAUAUACCACAACAUAUUGAUAAGAGAAAAGUACUUGAUCUAUAUUUUAAUGCUUUUAGCUCAAAUGUGCCUGUGAUUGAAAGAUCCGAGUUUGAAAAUUAUUUAGCAUACAUUGAUGAAACAAAUAACACUGAAUUAGCAGAUAUUCCUAACCUUAAGGAAGUACAUGCCAUGUAUUUAGCCAUCAAGGCAAAUUGUGAACAGAGACUAGGGCUCAAGGACCUCGCAGAAGAGACAGCUCAAAAGGCCCGUACUGCCCUUUCGACAAUAUUCGACGAACAUUCGAACUUUUAUACAGCUUGCGCAUAUGCAUAUCUAGCUGUUCAUGAAACAGGAUGUGGAAAAAGCAAGACGGCUCGAUUUUACUGCAAUUGUGUGAACUUUUACUUUGAUGAACUUUCUAAGGAGGAAGAACAAAAAUUUACGCCAUAUCAACAAAAUUUGAAAAAAGUAAGAUCGAUCGUUAAUAUUUGGAGCGUGAUGGAUAAUGGAAUAGAUUAUCUAUUAAAACACCUUCCAACAUAUUUUGAGAAAAUUGCUGGAAUUAAGGUGCCGUAUGAAUGGGCCUCUUUGCUUCAGCAGGAUGUCACUGUUUACAAUUAUGCAAUGAUUAUGAAAAUUAUGGAAACUCUGAUCAAUGUACUUCUUUCAAAAGUUCUUCCUGGUGAGAAAUAUGCCAAACUGCUUCUACUUGCUCAUUUAUUUGCAUUCAAUGGAUUUAAAAUUGCUGUCUUAAGCAAAGUGAACAGAGGAAAGGAAAUUAUUGAAGAAAGUGCAUUGAAGAUUACUAUAGGAACGGAAUCUGAGAUAUUUGUCAUGUUACCACCACCAAUAAUUACACAUGUAGUCUUUGCUUCUAAAGUCCAUCUUCAUAUUGUGAAAACAAUAGAGAAUGGAGAACGAGAAAACCCUCAAAUGGGCCUCAUACCGUCCAUAGUCAAUGGAAAGCCUCCAACGAUGGGUAUGAUUGAUUAUUAUGAAAUUUUAGCCAAAGAUUUGCGAGCUUUGACCGUUUUGGCAAAACGAUACAAGAAGGUAUUUCUAUGUUACUCGGUGCUAAUACAAGAAAUGACAGAAAUAAUUGAGAGAAAGAAAAUUAUGGGUUUGUUAAACAGCUUUGAUUCAACGUCACAAGCAACAAACACGGACAUUCCUUUUUUCAACCCAAAGGUCACUGAUGAAAUGCUCACGGAUGCCGCAAAUUCUCAAAGACCACAAUCUGUGAACAACAACUCUUCCAGCUCCUCAAACACCUUACCAGAGCACCCACUUCACGAAUUUGCAGGAGAGAGUUUUAUGAGCUUGCUAGGAUCAUCUAUGGAGUUGGGAAGUAGCUUGCCAACAAGCGAAGAACGUGAUUCAAACGAUUUUGAUCCUUUUCUGAGUGAAGAGGAUAUCCAAACUAUGUUUAGUGGACCCUCAUCUUUAUUUGAAUAA
Messenger RNA from Naegleria lovaniensis, 2082 nucleotides. RefSeq lists its product as uncharacterized. The transcript has 3 exons. Gene Ontology annotation, molecular function: zinc ion binding; DNA-binding transcription factor activity, RNA polymerase II-specific. Bases 1 to 2082 code for a protein of 693 amino acids. Gene Ontology annotation, cellular component: nucleus. Gene Ontology annotation, biological process: regulation of DNA-templated transcription. The record is from RefSeq and is a predicted model, not a curated record. NCBI's taxonomy places the organism in Eukaryota, Heterolobosea, Eutetramitea, Acrasida, Naegleriidae.